UUUCUGCUCAAGGUGUCCCCUCUGCUCCACGGGACCCUCUGGCCCGAAACGCGCUCCUGCGCAGUUGGCGCCCCAGGGCCUCCUUGGUGCCCUCCGAACCCUUGCCCACCAUCCCGCCAUGACCGCUUCGGGAUCCGUGCUCACCCUAACCGCCAGCGAGUUGCUGCAGUGCCCCCUACCCGAGGCCUUCGAGAAGUUCCCGUCGGACAGCGGCCGCAACGGAUGCAUCGUCCGAGAGUUCGCGCAGGGCGCCGCCGAGGGGGACCUCCUCGUGGGCUGGGCUGCAUCCCUCUGCAGCCUCGGCGAGAAGGCGGCGGACGAGCUGCGGUACUGGGAGGGCCACCAGGCGCAGGCGGGCGAGGCCUUCGGCGCCCAGCUCCGGCGGCAGCUGCGGGAGGACUUCGGGCACCUGCGCGAGGCCCUCGUGGGCGAGGAGGGCGUGGACGCCGCGGAGGCGGGGCGGCUGACGGACGCCGGGCCGCAGGAGCGGCUCGUGUCGUUCGUCGAGCGCGCGAUGCAGCUCUACGACGCGGCCUGCGGCGGCUCGGGCGGCGGCGGCGAGAGGCCCUUCUGGUCCGUCAAGCUGGACGUGAACGCCCCCUCCGCCUGCAUCAAGUUCCAUGACGACUUCGUGAACCUUCGGCUGGUUGCCACCCUGGUCGGAGAGGGCACCGUGCUCGCUCCCGACCACGCAGUGGACUGGGCACUGUACGACCAGGGGCCGCCAGCGGAGAUGUCGGGUGAGGGCGAGGGCGGCGAUGCGAACACGGAGCAGUGCAGGGCCUGGAACAAGAGCGCGGUUUCGGAGGACAUCCCGACCAGAGCCGGCGACGCAGUUCUUAUGAAGGGUGGGGCGAGCUCGGCCACACGCCCUCUGCUGCACAGAGCGCCUUAUUCGGCCGACGUGGGCAGCGCUGCAAGCAGGCGCUUCUUGAUUACCGUCGAGCGCCUGUCUGCCGAAGACAGGGACGAGUUCGUGGGGAUGUUCGGCGAGCCCACGGAGGUCGAGCCCGCUGGCCGGGGCAAAAGCAGCGGUGAUCUUUCAGAGAAGCUGCCGGUUACGGUGUUGAGUGGCUUCCUCGGUGCUGGCAAGACGACCUUGCUCACGCACAUAUUAAACAAUCGGGAGGGGUUGCGUGUCGCCGUCUUGGUCAACGACAUGGCAUCUGUCAACAUUGACUCGAAGCUCUUGCAGGACGGCGUGAAGCUUGAGGAGAGCAAGGACAAACUGGUGGAGCUCAGCAACGGAUGCAUAUGCUGUACACUUCGUGACGAUUUGAUCAAGAGCGUUCGAGCGCUGUCGCUUGAGCGUCGCUUCGAUCACCUACUGAUCGAGAGCACGGGCAUCUCGGAGCCGAUGCCCGUUGCUGCCACGUGGGCUGCCACCGACGACCAGGGUUUGGCACUGCUCGGAAGCGUUGCGCGCCUGGACACGCUCGUCACGGUUGUGGACUGCAAGAAUUUUUUGAACGACUAUGGCAGUGGUGACAAGUUCGUGGACAGGGAGGAGCUGGGGGCGGAGGAGUCCGACAAGAGAACGAUCGUGGACUUGCUGGUCGACCAGGUGGAAUUCGCCAACGUCCUGGUCCUCAACAAGACGGACCUUGUCUCCGCCUCCGAGCUGGGCCGCCUGAGGGGCAUCCUCCGGAAGCUCAACCCCGGAGCCCAGAUCGUCGAGAGCAGGUAUUCGGCGGUGAGCCCGAAGCUUGUGCUGAACACGAACCUCUUCGACAUGGAGUCGGCGAGCAUGACGCCGGGGUGGAUCAAGGAGCUACAGGGCGGGCACACGCCAGAGAGCGACGAGUACGGCAUUUCCAGCUUCGUCUACCGCGCAGAGCGUCCGUUCCACCCUCGGCGCCUGAAUCGAAUGCUGAAAGACGGCGGCUUCCCAGGCGUACUUCGCUCGAAGGGCUUCGUGUGGUCGGCCGGGGACCAUGACACGGCCGUGGAGUGGAGCCAUGCAGGACUUGCCAUGAGCCUCAAGGCAGGCCCUCAGUGGCUGAAGGCCUCACCGACGCCGCCGUCCGAGUGGCCGGAGGAGGCCGCACAGUGGAGGGAGAAGCUUUACGGAGACCGGCGCCAGGAGCUUGCCUUCAUCGGCGCCGACAUGAGGGAGGCAGAGAUCCGCUCGGAACUGGACCAGAUCUUGUUGUCUGACAAGGAGUUCGCCCUUGGGCCCAAGUUCUGGGCCAGGUGGCCCGGGCUCGUGACAGUCAGGCGCGGCUCCUUCAAGAAGGGCAUGCGGGGAGUCAAGCGGAAGGCGCCAGAGACCAAAGGCGAGGCGGCGUGAGGGGUUGCGUCCUGGGGCUCCGUGCUGUUCGUCAAAGAAUGGCAAGUUCGGAAGCGCCCUGUCAGACAAAUGAUGGAUUCGUUUUGUGUGUUGGGAUUCGUUUCUUGAUUGGAUUUGAGGAUGCAAGGGAGGGCUACGCCUCCAUCUCUCCUCUUCUUUAUUUACGGGCCUGGUUUGCGUCGAGGACUGGUGGUGGGGGUGGUGACACAGAGAGCAGGAGAGGAGGCGGCAUAGCCCCCACCCGCUCCUGCGACAAACGCGAACUCGCGACACAGCGAAUCUCCAUAGCUUCUCUUAGAUCCUGGCUUCGCAGCUCGUGCGCGCCAUCUUCUUUUUGUAGCCCGCCGUAAAUAGGACUUGCGUCGCCAGAACGGCGCCGCAAGCGAGGGGUUGAAUUUACUGGAUUGCGGGAGCCAGCGCCAGAGUGGCGGGGGCGGGAGGGCCGAGGGCGGUGCGGGCUGGUCGGCGAGGGUAAGAUUGUUUUUUGUUGAAUUUGUUGCAGGCGGCUGCUAGCUUCGGCGCUGCUUCAACAUCGAGGGUCCGGGUUGACCAGCGAGAGUAAGUGUUUCUGAAUUUGUCGUACGCGGGGUAGCCUAGCGGCGACGUCUCAAUAUCGAGGGCGUUGUUUCUGUUCCGUAUGCCAGAACUCAUUUAAGCCGCCGUGGGCAGGUGGUCGCAUAGUAUUUUUGGUUUGAGUAAUGGCUGGAACUGUUCUAAGGUUUGCCAGCAGGUGACCCUCCGAGGGUUCUUGUUCCCACUCACGUUUUAGAAUAUAUCCUGGUUCUCCUCCCUCUCCCCCUCUGAGAUGUUUGCCGUUGCAAGCAUGAGGUUUGCAUUAAGCCGGCUUUGCAAGAUCACGCCCCAGUUCCGCCGUGCAUUGUUUGACCGCGGGGUGCCCCAAGAGAGGCGACCUCACCAUAGAGAUGGGGCCUCGGGCGUUGCUCUAAUCAUUCUGCCUUGGUUUCGUGUCGGAAUUCCGCCCCCUCCGCCUCCCUCUUCCUCC
Molecule: messenger RNA, 3293 nt
Organism: Prorocentrum cordatum
Lineage: Eukaryota; Dinophyceae; Prorocentrales; Prorocentraceae
Source: the annotation of a GenBank genome assembly